UAACGCCUGUCGCGACUGCCACCACUGCACCACAAAAUGCCCUGAAGAAAAGAGCUGAGAGAGAAUCCAACUGAACUUGAAUCCUCCGCCAGCGUGGAAGGAGCGAAAAGCAAAUUGAAGUGAAAUCUUACGAAACAGAACGGAACACGGUUUGCUUGUUUCCCUUCUCCUCUGCAGUGCUUUUCUUCCGACUCCCGCAAACAACCAAACCAUUGAAUAUUUCCACUUUACGCGUUCUUUUCGUCAUCUCGGACUCAGAUCACCAGGCACCACAAUUGCAACUGUCCACCGCAACAGAACCCGAACAAGACGACAAACAUCACAUAGCCAACCAUUCAGUUCAUCUUCGAUAUCAUACCAUUCAAUUUUACACCUAAUCCACAAGUACCACACAUCAACGGCAGGAACAUGAAGGACCACAGCCUUCGUCUGCGCCUCGUCGUCCGGCGUCAUUCCCUCCCCGAGGUCAGAAUCAUCCACCACGUCCCACUGGAGAACGACCCAACCAUUGCCGACCUCGUCGACCAAGUCAACGACAUCAUCCCCCUCGAGAGCCACGAAUGGGGCCUUGAAGAUUACGUGGUCGAGCUCCGUAACAAGGAGGGUUAUGCCUUUGAAUGCCUGCAUUUCCAGCAGGUGGCCAACGUCCUCAAGGACGAGGAAGAAGUCUUUGUCCGCCCCCUCGUCACCGGUGACCGAAAGCGCCGUCUGCUGUCCGGUCGCGACCAGAUCUCCAACGAUGGCAGACACCUGAUUGACGGCGUUCCCUUUGGCCGUCCCCGACUCAGGUCUCCCAGAGACAGACCCCCGGUCGACAUUCCCCCUCUCAAGCGGAGAAGAAUCGAAUACGAUACCAUCGAGCGUGAUGAUGAUGAUGAACAAGCAGAACCCCUCUUCCUCACCCGCCAUGGCGAAGGUUCCGAGGACCGCGAGAGCACUCGUCAAGUCCGCUUCAACAACGCCGACUUGGAUGCCAACGAGGACGAGGACGAGGAAGAAGACGAUGACUUUGUCGAUCAAGAGCAAUAUGGUGACGACGAGGAAGAAGACGAGGGCCAAGACGAAGACGACGAUUACGACAUCAACCCAGACGAACUUGCCGAUGAACUCGAGGGUCUUCAGGAGGCAGAGUCAAGAGAAGAGACCCCAGUCGAGGACAACGUUGAGCAACCCACCGACAUUAGCCCCACCAAGUCCCAAAAGUCUAUCGACCUUUCAGACAUUGACAGAAUCGCUGCUCUCCGCGCUGCUUUCCCCAGAGUCUCGGUCGGCGUCUGCGAGAAGCUCCUCCUUCAGCACGAUAGCAACGAGAACAAGGUUUACUGGAAGCUUCGACGCAGGAACCGUCCCCACAUGACCCUGCAACAGAUGCUAGCCUAUAAGAGACGUCUCCAAGUCCGUGGACCUGAAGGUGCAAUUGAGGACGAACUCGAGGUUGAAGCGUCCGAAAAGAGUGAUGCCGAAUCCGUUGCCUCCUUGGUCAAGCAUUACGAUGAGCAUGGCUUCCCUGCUGGCUCUAUCCUUGAUGGUUCAGCUUCCCGUCACAUGGUCGAAGCCCUUCGUAUGUCGGGUCAGGAUGUGAGGCUUCCUGUUCACAAAAAGUUUGAUGAGGAGGAGGACGAUGAGGGCACCGCCCAGCCCUCUAAAGUUGCUGCUCCCUCCGACGAGAACGAGAUUCCCCUCGACUCAGAAGAGGAGGGGUCAGACUUUGACCUCGACGAGGACGACGAGGACUUAUCUGAAGAGGGCUCUGACUCUUCCAACGACUCGGAUGCUGUCUCCCUUUCUGAUAACGCGGAAGAGGUGCUGAACGAAGAGGAUCUCAGCGAAGCCUCUGACGAAGGAUCCGCUGCCAGUGACAGCGAAAGUGGCCCCGAGGUCUACACCACCAAAGUAAAGCCCCCCGCGGAGAUGGUCGCCCCCAAGAGCCCCCAGCCCAAUGACGAAUCCUCAAGUUCUGACGAGAGCGACAGCGACAGUAAUAGCGACGACGACAGUAGCUCAGAGGAGGACGCAUCCAGCAGCGAGAGCGACUCCGAGGAUGAGGAGGACGAUUCAAGCAGUGAUGAUAGCAACAGCAGUGAUUCCGAUAGCUCUUCACGCCACAAUGUCAACGCAAAUUCCGAUAAUGAUAUUAGCAGCGAUUCAGAGGCCGAUUCCAGUGACAGCAGUGAUGAUGACUCGGAUGACGAACCAGUUACUUCAAGUUCUAGUCAUGCAAACGUUACCAAAGCUGUACACCAGUCCAACAGCGAACAGUCAGCUACCCUUGAUACGGCCACUCUCGAUACUUCAAAUGCAUCCAACGACCAACAAGACCAAAUCCCUGUGCCUCCAGGCCAAGGCAAGAGCAAAACAAGGGCCCGGAACGCACGCCGGAGGCUUUCUGCUAGGAUAAGAAAGACCGCGUCCAGAGACACUUCUAUUAUUGGCUCUACGUCCGGUCAAGACACAGAGACGACGACACCGGCUGACCUGGAGGCCAAGAGGAUGGCCUUGCUCCAGUCACUCGGUCAUCUUGAGUAUCUCGGCAAACCAGCUGAAGUAGAAAAGCCUGCAGCUCCCGUUCCCGAGACUGAACAGCCUGAGCCCUCUGCAGACGACACAACCUCUGCCCCGGCUAAGCGGAAGACGAAACUCGACGUGGACGCUGGCCGCCGUAUGCUGUUCGGAUCUCUUGGUCUUAAGAACCCCAAGUCUCAAGAGGAUGAAGAACACCUUCGCGCUAGCUUGAUGAAGGGUGUCAAGCCAUUAGUCAACCACCGUGUGGAGGAUGCGAAGAAAGACGCCGAAGUUGCCGUAACCGAAGUAGACCCUGACGCUUGGCGCCAAAAGAUCAGCUAUACCGCCGUUGAGUGCACCGAGGAAGGCAUCGAGCUCAGCGAACCUCCCUUUCCAUUCUACCAACGCUGGGAUCCUCAACAGCAAAACUACUGGGGCAAUGGCCGUGGCGGAGCCUCAAAGCGGAAGCAGCAGAGCCAAGGGGGAUACGAGGAGGAGGAGCCGGGUACCAAGAAGAGAAAGGUGUUGGACGAAGAGGAGAAUGUCGUUUUGAACUAUGACGAGGAGGACCCCGAUGCCUAUGCGGCUCAGGACCACCCGGAAGAAGAACAAGAUGAGGAAGAGUACGAUGAAGAAGAGGAGCACAAUGAUGAGGAGCACGGAGACGAAGAAGAAGACUUACCUCCUCUUCCCAGUGAUUUGACCACCCUGCCUCUGCUCCAACCAGGACAAGCCAAGGCUGGCAUGAUCAUCACGUGGAAGCAAUUCCUGCUCUCCAAGGCCACCAACUGGCAACCUCAAGUUAUGAACAUGACGGGAACCGUUGUUGAGGUCUGGGACCAGAACGAUUUGCGAAUCAUCCUUGCCAAGCGGGAUAGGAACCUGGACGUCAACGAGAAGGUCUAUGAUGAUGAGGGCAACCGGGUCUAUGACAAGUUUGAGGUUCCGGAGGACGAAGAUGACGCCGAUGAGGAUGCUGAAAAGGGGUAUCGGACCAUCAACUUUGCCGACAUGAUGGAGCCGCGGGUAUUGCGUCAGUCAGAGGAUGAAGUCUUGGUGCCGGAGACCCAACACAUUUCGCCGGCGAAUGAGGAUGGGGCCAGUAAGGCCAGCUCGCGUACUCUCGAUCAUAAGGCACCUUCGGAGCCCGAGUCGCAAAUCGUUCAAGAAAGUCUCAUCCCUGCUACGGACCAUGGAAGCUCUUACGAACCUCAAGCUGCGCAGGUGACUUCCGCCGGCAAUGUCUCCAUUGAUGAUCAUCUCCGCUCGGAGACCAGCCUUAUCAGUACCGGCUCACGCUCGGAAGCGGAUGCCUCUGUGUCUCGCGACGAACUUCUAAACGUAAGCAAUCCCUCGCCACAGCGUGAACAAGCACCCGAAUUGCCGUCAUCUCCCCAGCAUGGUCUUAGCGCACCCCCGUCCGAAGGUCACAACACCCCUCCGCGCAGCUCCGUCCUGGGUGAUGAGCUGCCAGACGUCUCGGAUCAUCCUUCCCAGGAGCCUGAAUUCCAGGAUCAAAGACCUCCCUCCCGUUCCUCCGCCUACCUUGAAUCCCAGCGUCUUACACUUAACGGAUUCUCUGAUGGACUGGAACAGGUAGCUGACAAUCGGGGUAGCUAUGUUAGCUAUGCUAGGCUUGAGGUUAUCCCUUCCGACGCAGAUAGCGUUCGUAGCGGAAGGCAGCCAGACCCAGAGUUUAGCAUCGAUUUGGGAAACAACCAGAUCCUCGACCAGUCUGAGCCUGAGGACGAAGAUGACGUUCCGAUGCCAGGUCGCGAUGAUGAGGAAGAUGUCUCAAUGCCAGGUUCCAACCACGAGGGGGAUAACCAGGAGAAUGAUAGCGAGGAGGACCAUGACGAGGACGAUCAGGAGGAGGAAUCACAACAAACUACACCUAGACCUCAGAAGCAAGCAUCACUAUCCGAAGAACCUGCUAGCCCCGCGCUCUCCGACCUUUCAGCUUCUAGCAACGAUUCCUUCCCCUCUCUGAGCCAAACCACCACCAAAUCCAGUCAACGCAAAGCCAGUCAGCCGCCCAAGUCGACCCCCCGAGAUCCCAUCCCUACCACCAGCAAGACUCGCAAAUCGUUGGAUGCUGUCAACCUAGACUACGAGCAGGCCAUGAAGCGAUUGGACGAAGAAGAGUCCUCCCAGGAGUCCACCACAAUGGACGAUACCCAAAUCAAAGUAGAGAAGCGUCGCCAAUUAUCCGAGCUCGCCCAGAAACUAGCCAGAACGCCUAUUGAGCGUCCUACACCUCGGAAGUUGCCCUUUCGUCGGACGACCUCCACCCCUUCCAAACUGAACCAAACCACCACUGCCACCACCAAAUCAAAAAGAACAACUCGGUUCAGCGGUUCCUUCGUCAUUCCUGACGGGUCUCAAGUCGUUGACCUUCGGGAUCUGACCAGCAGCCCGGAGCCUGAGCUGAAUGAAGACUAUGCUGACGAUGAUGUGGAUGAGACUUAUCAUGAAAGUAGUCCGGCUACUAGUCAGAGUCAAAAUAGAGCGCCGCCGUCCACAGCCCCUGGAGCGUCGGCGUCAUUUGUAACACCAAGGAGAAAGCUGUUUGGUAGCACGAGGUUGAGUUCUACGCAGCUGCAGAGUCCGAGGAGGAGUCAGCCGAGUAUUAUCACGGGGUCAUUGAGGAAGAACAGAGGUUCGGCUUCUUCCAAGUAGAGUUUGGGAGAGUUGAACAGACCGCUUUUGACGAAGGUAGAGGAGGAGAUAAAGGAGGAGAAGGGUGAGAAGAUGAUUGGAGAGAAAGGUAUCAGUGUACAAACAAGAACGGAUCGGCAUGUUUCUCUCUUUCAGUUCUUGCGGGAAAAGCCGGUUUUGCAGUGCAUUAUGGAGGAUUACGAGGCAAGAAAAGUGGGACAAUACAAGUUGAACAUGGCGUAGAAAUCAUGGGACAAGAUUGAAGGCGGGGCUUAGUGCCUGUACGGGUUGGGCAGGUUGAUUACAGUGGUGGGCAAAGGAUUAUUAGAAGUUGCAUGUUUGAUACAGCUAUGAAUUAUCUUGCUUCUUAGAGGUACCUUAUCCACAUAUUACCGUCUA
Molecule: messenger RNA, 5559 nt
Organism: Neurospora hispaniola
Lineage: Eukaryota; Fungi; Ascomycota; Sordariomycetes; Sordariales; Sordariaceae
Exons: 2
Coding region: 409-5181 (1590 amino acids)
Source: RefSeq, a predicted model, not a curated record